GAGAAAACCUGUUUGUUCUCCAGCGGGUGGAGCCCAGUCUGUGCCUCCUUGUUCCCUGCACUCUCCCCGCUGUACCCCGUGCCCCGCGCCUGCCCGCUGACGCGGCCCAGUAGGGUCCAGCGCUGCCCAUCCGAGGGAGCUCGCGCACCACGCCCGCCCGACCCUCCACCCAUCCCACAAGCCGGGCACCUGUACCAGGAACCCACUGAAUCCACUAAUAACAGGUUUGGAAAUCUAUCAUCACAAAUAUGUCAGCAUUAGGAGAUAAUGGAAAAGGGAAACCUUUGCAACCUGGUGAAGAGGAGCGCAAUAAUGUCCUAAAACAAAUGAAAGUACGAACUACACUGAAGGGUGACAAGAGCUGGAUCAUCAAGCAUGAAGACUCAGAGGACCGUACCAUAGAGCUUCCUUCGUCAUCAGUUGGAGAAGUAUCAAAUGCCAGAACUCCAAACACAAAGGCUCCUGCUGGUUACAUCAUCCGGGGAGUGUUCACAAGAACAAUUGACAGCUCUUCUCACUCCCAAAAGCACCUCUCUAAGACCAAUAGAGCUUCAAGAAGUGAUUCUGGACUGCCAGGAACAUCUAAUUCCGGUCCUCUACAUCACUCUUCGGGUUAUAAGAUGACUACGGAAGAUUAUAAGAAGCUGGCACCAUACAACAUCAGGUGCAGCUCCACAUCAGGGGCUGAGGAAGAAGAGGAACCCGUCACUUCAGAUGAAAAGAAAUGGAGGUCACAAGCUGCAAGCAGUGUUCUAAGGAAAACAGCCUCACGGGAGCACUCGUAUGUCCUCUCAGCAGCUAAGAAGAGCACUAGCAGUCCUACCCAGGACCUGCAAGCCCCAUUUAUCGCAAAAAGGGUGGAUGUGGUAGAUGCAGAUGUGCCUCCGGAGAAGAAGCAGGAGCCACCUGCUCUAGCAGAACCUGAUUGUGGCUUAAGCAGUAUGGGUAAAGAUAGACCCCAACUGUCUCAAGCAGUUCGAAUGGAGUAUGUGCCGAGUGUGACCAGACCUUCUGGAAGCCAGGAACCCAGCUUGAGGACCAAGGAGAUCACCCAUUUGCAGAUCACAACCCCUAGAGCAGGGCUCCACCUAGUGGCCUCAGACCUGGAAACCCUGAGAUCAGCUGCACAGUUGAACGAUGACAAUGAGGAAGCAGGAGCCACAGAGUACCCAUCAGAAGACCUGGGUGGAUCAGGCAUUUGCACACAGAAAAGAGGGUCUGGCAUGGUGAUAAUUUCUUUCCUGGAGAAUAAGAAGAAUAACAGUGCUGGAAAUGAAAAGGGUACUCCAGAUGCAUGUGAGGAUAAAAAUGCAGCGCCCAAGAUCAGCAAGGCCUGCCAGGAGACACUUGAGGCCCCUCAGGGAGGCCAAGGAGACCAAACCAUGGCUAAUCAACAACCUGCAGAUCCCAGUACCCCAGAGCCACAGAGCAGCCCCAGCGGAUGUGAGCAGCAAAUCAAAUUGGAUGAUAGUACCAAAAAGUUGAAAAGCCCUUCAAGCUGCUCGGUCACUGUUAAUGUCACUGCUGCCUAUGAAGAGACUCACUUACAUAUUCCAGCCACCUCAAGUGAACUGGACUCCAGCUCAACUAUCAGAGGGAUUCUCUUCGUGAAGGAAUACAUGAAUGCCAGUGAAGUGUCUUCUGGGAAGCCAGUGUCUUCACACUAUGGCGGUACCAGCAACAUUGAGGACUCCUUGGAGAAGAAACCCCCACAUGAAGGUACUCCACGAUCUGAGAGAGCAUCUGAAGGGGUCUGUACUUACUGCAGCCGUGAGAUCAGAGACUGUCCAAAGAUUACCCUUGAACAUCUGGGCAUCUGCUGCCAUGAGUACUGCUUUAAGUGUGGGAUUUGCAAUAAACUGAUGGGUGAUCUCCUAGAUCAGAUCUUCAUUCACCGUGAUACCAUCCACUGUGGGAAAUGCUAUGAGAAGCUCUUCUAGGCUGAAAAGAAGCUGAUGAGCUCCAGAUGCAUUUGGCUGUGUACUUGUUCCCAAAUUGUUGGUUCUUAAACCCUUACAUCCUCCUUACCUGGUUUCACCGUACUUCUGCUCACCUUGUUCUGAAAUAACACAUCUAGUAUUGUAUCUCAA
Molecule: messenger RNA, 2090 nt
Organism: Phodopus roborovskii (desert hamster)
Lineage: Eukaryota; Metazoa; Chordata; Mammalia; Rodentia; Cricetidae
Gene: Znf185
Product: zinc finger protein 185 with LIM domain
Exons: 22
Coding region: 249-1940 (563 amino acids)
Source: RefSeq, a predicted model, not a curated record